Monopterus albus (swamp eel) is the source of this 1958-nucleotide messenger RNA. It is a transcript of the gene mcee, whose product is annotated as methylmalonyl CoA epimerase. The coding region runs from base 90 to 611 and encodes 173 amino acids. The transcript is spliced from 3 exons. Gene Ontology annotation, cellular component: mitochondrion. Lineage: Eukaryota; Metazoa; Chordata; Actinopteri; Synbranchiformes; Synbranchidae. The record is from RefSeq and is a predicted model, not a curated record. Gene Ontology annotation, molecular function: methylmalonyl-CoA epimerase activity. Gene Ontology annotation, biological process: L-methylmalonyl-CoA metabolic process.
CAUUCCCCCCCACGUGUGACCGCCUGUGUCGGAGAUAAACAGGCCCGCCGAGAAACUGUUCCGCUGCUCCUUGGUUCCGAGAUACAAUAAUGGCGUCGGCCGCGCUGAAGGUUGCAGUGACAGGUCUUUCCAGAUGUUCUCCUCUCAUACGCUUGCGGGCACAUUCAAUGACAGCAUCCCUCCAUCAGAGCGUUCCUGGAUCACUGUGGAAACUGGGGAGGCUGAACCAUAUAGCCAUCGCUGUCCCUGACAUAGAGCGGGCCACAGCUCUGUAUCGGGACGUACUGGGGGCCACAGUGAGCGACAAGGUGCCUCUGCCAGAGCACGGCGUUUACACAGUGUUCGUGGAACUUGGAAACACUAAGCUGGAGCUACUCCAUCCUCUGGGGGAGAAAAGUCCGAUUGCUGGUUUCUUACAGAAGAACAAGUCUGGAGGGAUGCACCACAUUUGUAUUGAGGUAGAUGACAUUAAUGCCGCAAUAGCCGACCUGAAGGCAAAGAACAUCAGAACUCUGUCAGCAGAGCCCCGAAUAGGUGCUCAUGGAAAACCAGUGAUGUUUCUUCAUCCUAAAGACUGUGACGGUGUGUUGGUCGAGCUGGAAGCAGCAUGAAUAGCUCUGUCUGACAGGGAUUGUGGGAGCUAUUAAUUCACAUAUAUUCUACAGUUUAAUCAUCGCUUUAACCAGUGCUGAUUUUGUAAUGUUGCUCUUCACAUCACUUAAGCUUCUUGGGUCAGAAAGGUGCCUCCGAGUUGAUGGUCCAGCUCUGCUUCAGUCUGUCCUGUUUUAAUAGCGUGGUGUGUUUCAUGGUUUCUAUCAAGUGUAAUGCCAGUUCAUGUCAAGGCACUCCCAUUGUCCUGCACCACACCUACAGCAGGAUGAUUAGACGUUGUAGGCGUCAGGGAGAAACUCAUUUCAUUGUCACAGUUCAAGUAUUUAAAAAGUCAACUGGCAACAUUGUGUUCUCAUUCAAUUUUACAGAUUAUCAAUGGUUGGGAAAGUUUUACAUAAACUCAUGCCCAUUUUAAAUUUGCAGAUUCCAGAAUGAAGGGCUGAAUUGAAAGACAUCUUGACUUGUAUGGGCCAAGUCUUCAAACAGGGUGGCAUUUUUUAUAUGAAAAAGCCUCAAGUGAAACAAAUUGGAAAUGUUUUAUGGUGUGUUGUGUGCAGCACAAUAUAGUUGGUCAAAAAUCCAAGAUCUACAUGUAUUUCAGGUAAAAACAGACAAUAGCACUGAUGCUAUAGUUGUAGGUCACAAGGGCAUGACGGUACCAACCGGACAGCAUCAUUGUGCCUGAUGAAACCUGUGUAACUGGUGACACAGGUCGAGUCAAACCUCUUUUUUCCUUGAGUUAAUUACUCAGACUUCAUUUUUAAACUAUCUACAUGGGUCAAAAGACAACUGGCCUGUGGUCUUUCAAAUUUAAGGAAACAGCAUAAACCAACAUCAGAAAAUGAGAUGUAAGCUAAAUGAUAUGAUUAGUCCAAGCUACUUAUUUUGAACGUAUGGAGUAUAUGUCAGUGGCCACAGGCUCUGGAAAACAGUAAUUGUCUUCACAGUCAGAUAAACAGAUUAUCAGUGAGGAGUGCUUUACCUAGCAGGUUUCAGUCAGCUCAAGGAAAACAUUUGCAAAGGGAAAAAAAAAACCCAUACAGUGGGUGUUCUACACAUUGUUUACUGCCCACUGUUGGGACUUUACAUGUCAGUUGAUGGUCUACUUCUGUUUUCUCAGUUAAGACCAAGAAGUGAAAGUGACCAUUUGUCAGUGCAGUAGCUUCAUUGUUUACUCAUUUCAGUUUUGGGGAGAGAAAAAAAAAACCCAAACAAACAGACAACCAGAAUCCAGAGGGUUUGAUUUAUUUGGCUAAAUUAACAGCUCCUGGCCUGAAACAGCGAUGACAAAAGGACAAGAUACAUGACUCUGCUUUGAAUGCAAUAGCUCACAGGAGUAAACUGAA